This is a messenger RNA of Planococcus citri (citrus mealybug), 3564 nucleotides long. RefSeq lists its product as uncharacterized. The transcript has 2 exons. NCBI's taxonomy places the organism in Eukaryota, Metazoa, Arthropoda, Insecta, Hemiptera, Pseudococcidae. The record is from RefSeq and is a predicted model, not a curated record. Bases 793 to 3117 code for a protein of 774 amino acids.
UUGGCCAAAAGAAAUAAUGAUAUAGGUAAAAAUACAAUGGUUGUCCGACCCGACCUCACUUCAUUUUCAGGAUGAUUCAGACAAAUUUCAUUUUUCAACUAUGAAAAAAUUAAUAUUAAAUAGCUCAUAAGCUCAAAAACUACAUAAGUUGAAAAGUAAAGUAAGAGCCAAAAAAUGUUGAUUUGAAAUUUGAAAAACAUUGGAUUUCACCUCAUUUGCCAGUAUUAAGUGUACUUAUGUAAUGUUUUGAGUGUUUAUUAGUAGAAUAGAAACGAAUACAAUUAGUCAAUUAUACUAAUGUCUAAUACUAAUACCAAACUUCCCAGAAUCCAGCAGCAUAAUGCCUUAAUUGGUAAAAAAAAAAAAAAAAAAAAAACUGAAAACUGAAACCAAAAACUCGAAAAACCAAUUACAAGUAUGGAAAACUGAAAACCAAAAACCCAAAAACCAAAUAUAAAAAUUGAACAAAACCAAAAACCAAAAAACCAAUUACCAAAAGGUAAAAACUGAAACCAAACAAAAAACCAAAAAUUAAUUUUCAAUCAGUUUCAACCCCUGUCAUUUUUUAGUCGCAUGGUUGAAAAAUAUCAAUUUUUUGAUCGAACUUGAACCGGUUCAAAGUAUAUUUUCGCUUUCUAACUCGUAUCGUUAUUAUCAGGUUAUUAUCGAUGAAGUUUCUAAUAUUGAUAGUAUCUGUGUUAAAUUUUUCAAAAUAGUAAAUUUCCCAUCAUAUUUCCUUCGGAUGACGGUUUUUAAUUGCUUUAUUCACUGAAUCGAAUUUCAACCGAAAAAAUGCCCUCGACGCCGGCGAAAUUGAGUUCGUGGGCUGCCAGAUCGCUGUGUAUUCGAUUAGUAUACGAAUGGGCGAACAGCGACGACAUGCCAGUAAACGAUUUAAUUUGGAGGAAUGAUAAAAAUGGCCACGAUACUUGCGAAAAUCACGACUUGUUCAUUGAUCAAAUGUACGAAAUGCGAGUACCAUCGACGAUCAUCGUUCCACAUCUGAUUCGCGAUCAAAUCGACGAGAAUAUCGCUUCGAUCUUGGACCACGUUAAAGACUGGAUUCGGUAUCAUCAUUCGAAGCAUUUCUUCCACGACGAACCAUCGUCUCCUAUGAACGAAUAUCUGCUAGGGCUGGUUUGGAGCGAUGAUAAUCGUCGAAUUGAUUAUACAGCUUCGGCCAGGAGUAUGUUGACGAAUGAGAAUCUUACGACGAUGGAGAGGUUUCGAUUCGCUUGUACGUAUUGUUUCGUCGAAGAGAUUACAAAGUUAGGAGCUUUGGUUGAAAUCGAGACCACGUCGAGUUGGAGUUUCAAAGAUGAACCUUUCCUGGUGUACUGGAGCAAGUACUUGAAGAACGAACUCGAUACGGUGUGUUUACCAGAGAGUAUUUCGUCGAUCGACGUUUUGAUGUUGGAAAAAGCACUGAAGGAUUACGAUCUAUGGUCACCUAUCGAGUAUUUCUUCAGCAAGCUGGACACUGCAAGUAAAUUUCAUCAGUUCAACGCAGUUGCGAAUCAUUGUGGUGUAAAAUAUCGUUACGAAUUGCUUUCGAAGCUAGAUCACGAAGAAUGGAUGCUCGUUUAUCGUAAAUCAAUCGCUAGGAUCAUGUUGAGUUGCGCCGAAUCGGGUGAUUUCGAAGAAAUACGUCACCUAUGGAGACGAUUCAAAGAUACGAUGAAUUCGAAGAACUUCGCCAUCGUCGUUCGAGAACUGGUACCUUUGUCGAUGAAGAACAGUCGCAAUUUUAACGCUUUAACCCCUCUAUUGAUGGAGAUGUGGGCCAGUGCUCGAGAAGAAGUCAAGAAAUCAGCCAUCAAAGGCGAGCUGAUGAGACGUAUUGGCGAAAAAUGCGCCGAUCUGGUCGACGAUGACAGUAUCGGAUUCGAUUUCCAAUCACGUCUCGAGUACGCGGAUCCGUUGAGAGUAUUUCGAGCAUUGUUGGAAAGCUGCGAUCGUAAACAGACUGUGGAAUUUAUUCGGCUCAAUUUCCUUUGGCUGGUGUUAUGGCAACCUUUAGCCGAGCUGAAAGAAUUCUUCGUAGAGAUUCAGCUCGAUACCGAAUGUGUGUCGAUGUUGAAGAAGAACUGGAAAUACUCGUACAGAUUACGUCUGGCUUGCUGGACUCUGCUGCGUUAUGGCGAAUUCGAUGAAUUCGACGAGUUGGUUUGGUUUUGCUGGUACGACGAUAGUAUUAGUAUCGAUAUCGAUGAAAUAAAUACAGCUUCGAACGAAGCGAAAAACAGAGCUAUCGAUGCUGAAGUGUCGAAAUGCGUCGAAUUACGCGAGAAAUCUAUCGAAAUGCGUUACGAAACGGCGACUUUACGUGAUCGUUGUUUGAAACUGUUGGAGAAAAAAAUAGCUCUGUGCGAAGAAUGCGUAGCUCUGUAUAAAUCUUCGGUGGUGAAAUCUGCCUCAGGUUUGACAGCUCUGAGCUCGUAUUUGUGCACCUUGGAUUGGAGAAAAUUGCAGAGUUUCUUGUUGAAUUCGGUUUUUUCGACGGAUCAUUCGGAAGUCGAUUCGCUGAUGAUGGUAUUAUUCCGGACACGUUUCAUGGGAACGAAUUAUCUGGUGAGGAAAUUACGUCGAGCUGAAUUCGACGAUGUUAAAGAAUUCUUCGAUACUGUGAUGUCGAAGUAUUAUAAUGUUUUGUUGCUGAAAUACACGUGCUGCGAUACCCUGUUCAGAUGCUUGUUCAACGACUACGACGACGACGACGAUGAAUCUGCGGAGAAUUUGGUUUUUAAACCAGACGAUAUGCGAGAUUUUUUAAGCUGGUGUGCCAGAGAUGAUGGAGAAUCGUUGAUUGCGCACUUCAAACAGCGCCAUUUGUUUCCUAAUGCGUUCGUGGGGCAGUUGAAAGGAUGUGUAGAUGAGAACGGAUCGUUUAAAGCUAGCGAUUCCAUGGAGGAGUUUUUGGUAUGGUGUUUUCCUGCGCAGACGGAUAGAGGAGAGUUUAAACGGUAUUUGAUUCACAGAUAUCGCGAAUAUAAACCGAUAGAAGAGGUUUUAAGGCAGAGAAAAUAUCGUCAAAACGUGUUGAAUUGGUUUUUCGAUGGUGAUACCGAUUUGAUUGAAACGUUCAGAGCUAACGAGCUGAUGAGGUUGGCGGAUUGAGUUUUUUUUUCGAUAGUGUAGUAUUUUGUUGUUUUUUUUUCGAGGCAGUUUUUUUUAUUGGGGAUUUAUGCUUCCUUGUCCUACGAUCCUCUCUUUCUGUCUUAGAUGUAUUUUGCCAUGAUAUUUAUAAGUGAUUUGUACCUACUUGUCUGUGAUUUAUUGUACCUACUUCAAGUGCUCAAUGUGGCGAAUAGUUCGUAUACUUGGGUUAGAUAAUUUGUUGUAAUAGUUAUUUGGUGCAUGUGUUUGAAGAAAAAAAAAGGAAUUUUCAAUAGUUCGUUUUCUAGUCGUUUUGAGUUUUGUAAGGUGAUCUGCUCGUACUCGUAACAAGGCGAUCAUUUUUGUCUGUAAUUAGGAUUAUUAAUUUAUUAUUUUAGAUUUAAAUGAAUUAAUUCACAAUAAUAAUGUAUGUUUCGUUCAAAAUGCGUAUAAAAGUUUUUGAUCAUU